CAGCUCUUCUUUCUUUCCCCAGGCUGAAGUGGUCACACGUAGCCACUGGGUGGCAGGAGAGAGCAACUUUAAGCCCAUCUCGGCUCAUGCUGCCUGGAAACUGAAAGGGAUGACGUUGCACACUGAAGGACAGCUAGGUGAGAAAGGGGAGAGAGGUGGAAGACUUGCAGGAAAUCGUCACAGGUUGGAUUGAUCCCUGGAUCUCUGUGUCGAGGCGUAAACCUCUCAGUAUAUGUGCACCUGCUCUACCACUGAUCCAACCCGGCCACGAUUCCAGGGGAUUUCUAUAGCAAAACUGAGAAUUACAGACAAUAGGGGUAAUAACCCCUGACACCUGAGCGAACUCCACCCAUUGUAGAAGACCAUGGAAUCCAACUGAAUGCUCCGGAAUAAAGCAAGGCCAGGAUGACUGAGUGAGUCCUGCAAAGUGUGUUGAGGUGAAAUUGUCUGCAGCAGACAGGAAACGACAGGAAAACCAAGCUGGCUUAAUGACGCUCAGACAGCCUCAACUUGCACAACUGCAAAGACUCGCAAAGCCUCUCGGAGUGUGACAUCUGACUGCUGCUGCAUUUUCACUUCACAACAUCAGACAAAGGGGUGAUGAUGAUGAUGAUGGCUUCCUUCAUGUGCAAGACACUGACUUUAUUUAUCAUCUGCAUGGCUCUGCAAGAGGGUUGUGGACUCCCGUUAUCAGAGAGGCCAGAGCAGCCAGCUCAGGCUCCGCACCGCGUCAGGACCAAGCGCUGCUCCUGUAACAGCUGGGAUGAUAAAGAGUGCAUCUACUUCUGCCACCUGGAUAUUAUCUGGGUCAACACGCCAAGUAAACUGCUUCCUUAUGGCCUGGGAAGUCCCCUGUCUCGUCGCCGGCGCCGUUCGGCUGAACGUUGCGAAUGCCUUAACCCAGCCGAUAAAACCUGCUCCGGCUUCUGCCGUCAAAGCUCAGAGAAUCCAAGGACUAAUGUCGUGGGCCCAUUGGUAGAAUCUGCAAGCACAACCAGCAACACAUUGCUGGCAUCUUUCAGAUCUGUGGUCAAGUCCAACGUUGUGAUCGCAAAAGAGAUUCUGUCAUCAAAAGAGAACCCGGGUGGAGUAAACAGGCUGAGGAGCAGAACGAGAAGGUAGAGAACUGAGCGAAACCUAGAGGCGGUUCAACCUCCGAUGGAUUCAACCUCCAUGGGCCGGAGACUCCUUCAAACUACCUUCAGUGCCAGAACCAGGGUUUUGAAACACGUCAAGAGGCUUAGCAACUGUGGGGAUGUGGCGGUGGAAGGAUGGCACCAGUUCAAGCAUUUGGUCAACAAUACCAAGCUUGGGAGACUGGCAGCUCACCGUGACAGAAGCACCACGGCAGGAACACCGCUGGCUGGAGACGUUUGGAGUCAUUUCGUGAACUCUCUUUGAACUUUUUUGAACUUAACAAUAGAUGCCAGGGAAGGAUCCAUUAAAGCCAAGCACAUGGAAACUGGUGUCUUGCCUUUUUGGGAACUACAUCAAGAAAGUUUACAAUGACUAAUCAGUCACUGAUCUGUGCUUCGUUUGUUUAAAUGGACAAAUCACUCCUGGGACAGUUUCAAAUCCACAACUCACCUACACCGAGGAUUGUUACUUAUUCAACAUCAACUCUGUAUUUAGUUGGUAACUCUUUUGUCAAUGUUUACCUUUAAUGUUCUUGAAACCAUUCUGUCAUUGUUGACCUUUGGUUCAGUUUAAUAUUGCUUUGUAUCAGAGCUGGAAUCUGGUGUCCUGCCCAGUGUUUACGACACAUAAGCAUUUUUUUUCUUUUUUAUAUCGGGCAGUUCUUAAAAAUGGCAGCUUGUUCACUCUUGGCAGACAUGGUCUCAGUGAAGUGAAAGUCAUUUAUUUGGGAUUUAUCUCACAGUUAGCUUUAUGCAAGGUCUAUUGUGAGCUGCAUGCGCACGCACACACGCACGCGCGCGCGCAUACAGUCAACUUUCUGCUAGCAUAACAACAACAGUAGGCCUAUUGUGUUGGCUUGAGUGUUUAUUGCAUAGCUCCUGUUUAAUGUUUUGAUUGAUGAUAAGCCAGAAAGUUUCAACGACCUGCAGCUUGCCAAAAAAUGCAACAAAUGUUGUUUUUUUCCCCCUGGACAAAUCCUUCCUCUGUAAUAAGUAACUGGGAAAAGAUGACUCUCCACUUAUGAUCUGCACUUCAAAAGCUUUUUAUCUGCAGCCUGCACUUUCUCUGUGCCAUGAAUCCAUUCACUCCAUCUGCCAUGUUUGAUUGUAGUCAUCCCACAGACACAUGGGAAUAUAAACCGUCACUGUAACUCUUCUUCAAAUAUCUCAAUGCUGUGUACAACGGAUAGUUUACCAGCUUAGAAGUUUACAGUUAAAUGCUGAAUUGUAUAUAAAACAAUUUAUUUAUUCUCUAACUUAUUCAGAGAAGUAUUUAUAUUUGUAUGAAUGAUGCAGCGACUUGUGUAUGACAAA
Perca flavescens (yellow perch) is the source of this 2450-nucleotide messenger RNA. It is a transcript of the gene edn2, whose product is annotated as endothelin 2. The transcript has 9 exons. Gene Ontology annotation, cellular component: extracellular region. NCBI's taxonomy places the organism in Eukaryota, Metazoa, Chordata, Actinopteri, Perciformes, Percidae. Gene Ontology annotation, biological process: vein smooth muscle contraction; regulation of systemic arterial blood pressure by endothelin; intracellular calcium ion homeostasis. Bases 601 to 1122 code for a protein of 173 amino acids. Gene Ontology annotation, molecular function: hormone activity; endothelin B receptor binding. The record is from RefSeq and is a predicted model, not a curated record.